Melampsora larici-populina 98AG31 is the source of this 702-nucleotide messenger RNA. RefSeq lists its product as uncharacterized. The record is from RefSeq and is a predicted model, not a curated record. Bases 1 to 702 code for a protein of 233 amino acids. The transcript has a single exon. NCBI's taxonomy places the organism in Eukaryota, Fungi, Basidiomycota, Pucciniomycetes, Pucciniales, Melampsoraceae.
AUGGACAGUGAACAAUUUCAGGACUUAAUCGAUGAGAAAGUACGAGGUGAAGAAGGAAGCGGAAAGAAGGAAGAAGUCGGAGAAGGAGAAGAUAAGGAAGGGAAUGGAAUUGGAGUCCAAGAGGAGAAGGAAAGGCGGGAAGGAGAUGAAGGAGAAGAGCAAGAAGCAAACGAGAUGCAGAUCGAACCCGGUCCAAGCAGCGCAAUAGCCAACCCCCAGCCAACUAGGCAGUCGAAAAGGAAAGUAGGUCCACCAAAACCUUUCCCACCCCCACCCCCACCAAUGUCUCAGAAGGAAGCCAUGAAGGUAAUAGGCCCUAUCCGUAUCAAAAAGCCAAGAGGACGACAACCAACGAACAAGAACACGGUUGGAAACGAACCAGGCAAAGGAGUGAAUGUUAAUCAAACCGGAAUUCGGGAAGCGGAAGGAACCACAGACCUACAGCAUCAACCCCCGCCACAAACACUCCUACAGAACCCAAACCGACCACCACCAUCCCGCCUCCAAACCACACAAGACCAGACCGACCAACGUAGCAACCAACAGUUGGUUGCCAACCACGAGGAAGGAGAGGAACUCGCGAAUAAUUGGCAGGAACAAGUCAACCUGUGGAACGACACAAUGCGACAAGAAAACCCAAGAGCGAUCAGAGGAGUUGGAGGAAUAGUGCUGGGAGAAAGAGAUGAAGGUAAGCAUAAAUGA